GGAAGCCAUACCACAUUUUGCCAGUGAGAGAAAAGUUUGAAAAGGUGCGCUGAAAUAAGAAGAAAGUUUUAGAAGUGACUCAUCACUGUGUCUAUUUUCCUACACAUGGCCGUUCUGAAGUAUUAGUCAUCGAUUGACAGUUCGGGAAAUACGAAUACUAUUGUGAAUCAAUAUAAACAACUUUGAUUUUGUGAGAAACAAACUUUUUUCAAAACAACGGACUAUCGAACAAUGGAAACACAUGAUACAACCUUCUAUCACGAUCACGGAAUUAACGGCGUAAAGAUGGAAAACCAAGUAGUAAGUCAGCUCAAAAGAAAAAUGACUCUCGAUUUUGAUAGCGGUUCGGGGCCUAAAUCAAAACAAAUGAAAAUGGGGAAUUUAUUACAGUCGCCAGACUUGAACAUGUUGAAAUUGGCAUCUCCAGAAUUGGAGAAAAUGAUCAUCCAAGCCAAUGGUAUGGUGACAACCACACCUACACCAACUCAGUUUCUUUUCCCUAAAUAUGUGACAGACGAGCAGGAGGCGUACGCCCGGGGGUUCGUGGAAGCUUUGGCCCAACUCCAUGGCACGAACCCAGAGGACGAAAAUGAUCUUGAUAACGAGGACGGAUUUUCUGGGUCCGAAUCGGACACCUCAUCUUUGUCAUCGGUCAGUAGAGCAACACACUCCCUCCCCACAACCUCAACACUGACCUCAUUGAGCACCACUACCACCCUCCCCGGGGGUGUUGUACAUGUUAACAAGCCAGGCACUCAAGGAUCUAUCGGAAACAGGUUCAGAACCAAGGAGGAACCACAGACAGUCCCAAGUUUUGGGUCUUCACCUCCACUGUCCCCAAUCAACAUGGAGAGCCAAGAAAGAAUUAAAUUAGAGCGAAAACGUGCCAGAAACCGUGUGGCAGCCAGAAAGUGUCGUACGCGGAAACUCGAGAGAAUUUCUCGAUUGGAAGAUAGAGUGUCAGACUUAAAGGGACAAAAUUCAAAUUUGGCAACAACAGCAUCAUCACUCAGGGACCAAGUGUGUAAAUUAAAGCAGCAAAUUAUUGAACAUGUUAGCAGUGGUUGUCAAAUUAUGAUGACAAACAGUUUGAACUUUUAAAUGUGCCUUCCAGUAUGUGAACUGAAAAAACUUGAAUGUGUUCGAAAAAAUUCAUGAAGUUGAUAUGUACAUUUAAAAGUUUUUAUUCUAAUUAAAUUAACAAUUUAUUUCUGUAGUAAAUUCUGCAAAUUUAAAUUUAAUGUAACAUUUAGAACAAAAACUUUGAUCUUUUACAUAUUGACUUAAAGAUGAAAUUUUGCCAGUGCCAAUUGUGUAAAACAUGAAUGUGAUGCAGGUCGAUAUUGUUUGCAUUGUCUCCAAAAAGUUUCUGUUUAUAACCCAGAAUAUCAAUUUCUUCACUGAAGGUAGAUUCUUUUUAUUAUUAAGUAAUUUGAUUCAUUUUAAAGUAAACUUAACAUUUUUCAAAAGUAAAAUAUUUCACAUUCUUGUAGUUAAGCUGUUUAAGUGCUACUAAUGUACUAGGGAUGGGGUUGGAUAUUACAGAAGUGAUAGACAGGUUAAUGUAACAGAUAACUGUUUUCCAUGUUCAACUGCAAAUUGUGAUAUUGUUCCAUUAUCAGUUUUAUGCCUCAUUACGUGUAUAUAUAUAUAUAUAUACAAAUCUUGUAAAUAACACAUUUAUUAUUUCUUCAUGAGUAUUGUGUGGAUCACCAGAUUUACAUCACAAUAAUCGUGUCAUUGUAUUAAAAAUCAUUAUCAUGUUAUUACAAAGAUUCACCCAAAUCAAAUUUCAACAAAGCUUUGUAUGUUAUUUUGCAUAAUUUAAAACUUUUAUAUGAAAUUAAAUGUUGAUAUUUU
This is a messenger RNA of Pecten maximus, 1860 nucleotides long. Its product is annotated as transcription factor AP-1-like. Gene Ontology annotation, cellular component: transcription regulator complex. Lineage: Eukaryota; Metazoa; Mollusca; Bivalvia; Pectinida; Pectinidae. The record is from RefSeq and is a predicted model, not a curated record. Gene Ontology annotation, biological process: regulation of cell population proliferation; regulation of transcription by RNA polymerase II; regulation of cell cycle. The transcript has a single exon. Bases 232 to 1101 code for a protein of 289 amino acids. Gene Ontology annotation, molecular function: transcription factor binding; RNA polymerase II cis-regulatory region sequence-specific DNA binding; DNA-binding transcription factor activity, RNA polymerase II-specific.